CGGAAAAUCGGAAAGGUUGUCUUCGUAAACUUCAGCAACCCAUCCCGGGUAACCCUGGCCCCAGUUUCCACCCCCGGUGCGGCCGUGCCGCAGCCCGGUGGUGACAUGUCAUGUAAAUGACGAUCAGCCCCCUUGGGCAACUCGGGGUGCCUGGACGAUCUAUAUUUACUUCCUGAAGGACGACAUUCCCACGUUUUUGGUUCCUUUAUCUGAACUUGUGUUCCCCAGACGGCAUGUCACUUUUUCUUUGAAAGCUGAAAGACAAAUCACAUCACACAUCAAAAGAAUUGGCCAUGCACGUCUCACUCAGCCGCUCGCUGCAGCUGCUGACGUUUUUCACGGGUUUCAGCUCUGCGGCGACGAUCACGACGACGCCCACGACCUCCGUCGAAGUUGACCUUAUCUUCCCGCGCAAUGGCAGCACCUACAAGCCCGUCUGGCCUUUUCCCUUCGUCUUCGCCGUUCAAAACGCCUCGAAGCUCUGGCCAGAGUCUGAGGAAAAGAACUUUUACAACUUUUGGGUGAAGUGGGAUCUCACGGGGUACACCGAUAUCAACAAUGCGGAUACGGGGCAGCUCUUCAGCUCGGGUGUCUGGCAAACCGAAGCCAAGAACAAAACCGCUGACACAUAUACCAUCAUCGACGCUUCCCGGAGAGACCUGGUCAACGCGACGCAGCGGGAGUUCCGCCUACGAUACACGGCGACCAUGUUCAGCGCUUGUCCAAAGAACGUCACUGGCGAGGGGCCGUCGUCAAAAGUCUACGACGUCUCGUACAAUGGCACCGCCUUCUUCACAACCGAUCCCAACGGACAGGUCCCCUCCCUUGUCGACACGACUUCCUGCCCCGACUUUGUCGGCAGUUUCCAAAUCACAGGCAACAGCCACGACUAUGGCGAUAUCUGCCCCGUGGUAUCGGACAAGGAGCCCGCGUCUGAGGCCUGUGAAAUCAAGAUGGACGCGGCUCUGGAGACGCAGGUCAAGGCGGCGAUGCUCACUCGUGCAAAUUGCCAGAACGGGACCUGGCCUGACCCCGAGGGAAAGCUUUCAGCGUUAUCUUGCAAUGCGGUCAAGACCAGCGAUGCGAGUGCCAAGUUGCUCGGCAGCCUUGUCACCAAGUCCUCGGCGCUCGUGUUGAUCUUGGCCGCAUCUUGGGCAAUAGUCUGAGGGUCCGGCGUUGCCCCACACACACAUUCACACAUUCUAUCUGGGCUGAAAUGCCGUCAUCAAAUGUGGCGGCUUUUCAGCUUGGCAGCAGCGUUGAUUUUAGCCAACCUUUGGCAUUUCUGAAAUUUGAACUCUUGUUUUAUUUUGUACAUAUUGGAAUAGCGGUUGGGCUAAAAGAUACCAUCCUAGACAGAGGGAGUUUUGGAGUUGCUUGUACGCGAGAUGAGCCUUUCGCCGGUGGUGGUUGGAUUAUUUAUCUUCACGGUUCAGUAGAAUUAACUUCCCUUCAAAAUGUACAUAUAAAUCCGCCUUUUUUUUUCAAAAGAGAAUUUAGUUAGAGUAUAGCUCGUUUAGAU
Colletotrichum scovillei is the source of this 1522-nucleotide messenger RNA. RefSeq lists its product as uncharacterized. The transcript has a single exon. Lineage: Eukaryota; Fungi; Ascomycota; Sordariomycetes; Glomerellales; Glomerellaceae. The coding region runs from base 294 to 1166 and encodes 290 amino acids. The record is from RefSeq and is a predicted model, not a curated record.